This is a messenger RNA of Macadamia integrifolia, 902 nucleotides long. RefSeq lists its product as uncharacterized. The record is from RefSeq and is a predicted model, not a curated record. The coding region runs from base 273 to 692 and encodes 139 amino acids. Lineage: Eukaryota; Viridiplantae; Streptophyta; Magnoliopsida; Proteales; Proteaceae. Gene Ontology annotation, molecular function: calcium ion binding. The transcript has a single exon.
GUUGGACUGGGUUUAGUAAACUUCAGUGGAGAAGAGAAGAAAGUCAGAAACUAUGAAGGAUGGAAAACGGGGGAAGCUUGUGAUAAGAACAGAGUCUGCCAUUAAUCCUACAUAAAUAGCAGGCAAAACAAAGCUAACCCCAACUCAAAUCUUCAACCCAAUACUAGAAAUCUUGAUUCUGCUUUUGUCCUUUGAUCUUCAUAUAAGGGCUUUUCUGCUUAGGCAUUAAAGAAACUGAAUUCCUGUUGAGUUAAUUGGAGACGAAGAAGAAGAUGAGCGUAGAAGUGUUUGACGCUACAACCAUUCUGAACUUCAUUGAAGAUGAAGAAGCUUUCAAGAAUUCUGUUCGUGACCGCUUUGAUCAUCUGGAUACAAAUCAUGAUGGUAUUCUGUCCUAUGCAGAGAUGGAGAAGGAGUUGCAGAGCCUGAGGAUCUUCGAGACCCACUUUGGGGUCGAUCUGAAGAUGGACCCAGAUGAACUCGCAGUAGUCUAUCGGUCUCUGUUCUUGCAGUUCGAUCAUGAUUCUAAUGGGACAGUGGAUUUGGAGGAGUUUAUGGAGGAGACUAAGGGGAUGAUGCUCGCCGUGGUUAAUGGUUUGGGGUUCUUGCCCAUUCAAAUGGUCCUCGAACAGGAUAGCUUCCUCAAGAAGGCUGUUGAUUGGGAGUUCGCAAAAAUUGCAGCUUUUGCUUAAAAAUUGAAAUUUUAGGGACUCAUCUCUUCUUAUUUUGCUAAAGCUUUUCCUUCUUCUAUAUUUGUCCUGAUCAAUUCAUUUCAUGUUCGGUGUUCCCUUCUUAAAUUCUUAACUUUUAGAGGCAAUGUGGACUACGAAUUCUAGUGUAGUAAUGGAUGUAAAAGUUCAUGAUUUUAUAUUUCAAUAAAUUUCUUGCUGUUUUCUCUUUAA